CUCCCAUUAGUCUACCGCGAGAGGUGAUCGCGUUCGGUACCUGUUUGCCAACACUCCCAGAGGUUCCCCGGUCUCGUUUUCGCACCGUUUCGUGGGUUUCGUGGUGUGGGUUUUCAAAAAAGUUUCAUAGUUUGAGUGACCGCGAUCGCGAUCGUACGCGCCAAGAGUUUUUCGGGAAGUUCAACAGACCGUCCCUAGUGCGAUGUCCCAAGGUUGGGUUUGUGGACAUCAUUAUUGGUUGUUUUUGGGGGCGACCUGUUUGAGGUGUCUGCCGUAAUUAGUGUGUUUACUUGAGGAGAGAGAUAGUUUGGAGACGCACGAGGUAGCCCCGAGAAGAACGUCGCACGCGUCUAGUAAAGGUGUGUGUGUUUGUGCGCGCGUGAGAGAGAGUGGCCACUUGGCGUGGUGAUCUACCCGGCUACUCUACGCCGCCUGGUGUCAACGAUCUCGGAGUUGGUAAUUGAGGAAGUUCGUGCGAUCGCGAUCGUACGCGGUAGCUUUCACAAUGUCCUCGGGGAAGCGAUCGAGCUACGAGUUGACCACCCCUGCGGUGGACGAGGAACGUCCGCACAGCUUCUACGACAACCUGAACACAUCGUCCGGAAGUUCCGGUAGCCGCGUCAUCCAGAUCCCGGACAUUCAGUUCAAGUUCGAUGACGACAUCCCGAUGGGACGCUCUUCGGCGCUGCUGAUGAGUAACGCCAAGUCGGACUUUUUCGGACUUUCCAAAAUCCCGGACGAGGAACCGGACGAUGAGUCAGACGGGCGGUUGCUCGCGGACCGGCGGACACCUCCGACGAUCGUGCCACCUGCGGCCACGACCGCAACCAGUUCCAGUUCGCCGAGCUCCACUGCCAGUACGGUACCGGCGGCACCGCCGGGAUCGCCGGAAGACUCGCCCCGAUCAACGUCCCGACCUGCCUCUGCCCAGCGUAACAUCACCAUUCGGUUGCCGGAAGAGGGCGCCCCCUCGGAGGCCGUCUACAUGACGACAACCGUGCCGCAGAACUUUGCCAAAAACAGCAGCACCCUGAUCGGUCGCCACAAACCCACCCGCAGCAGUCUCCGCCACAGCCGGAUGCUGGUCGUGAACAACAAAAACUACCACCAACGGUUCCCCAAGGGCAACUCCCUCAACCUGCGCCACAUCCGGCUCAGCCGACUGCUGAUGCUGCUCAAGGUCGCGAUCGGUGCCGUACUUACGCUCGUCGGAAUGACCAUCAUCGUGUGGUCCCCGAACACCCACACCAAGGACAACCCGUACUGGUCGGGGAUGAUCCUGCUGCUGAGCGGGGCGCUGUUUCUGUUUCUGUUCGACUUUAAGCGAAGACCCGCGAAUCGCCUUCGGGAGAAUUUCUUCAACUUUGUCCGCAUCAACGCGCUGGUCGUCCUGCUGUUGACGAUCUUCUUCACCAUGUUGGCGUUCAUCUACGCGCUCAUCCACACCACGAACCUAAGCUCGGCCAAUCUGCGCUGUGAGCCGGAGUACCACUUCAACGUAAACUCGUCGAGUUGCGUUUGCCUGAUCGAUCCGCGAUCGCCGCAGGAAGUCGCGGAAGCGGCGAUGGCCGUCAGUGAUGUGAGGAACGAAGCGGCUGGAGGGGGUGGAACGGGAGGAUACUUUGACCGUAAUGAGGAUCAGGAGGGGGAGGAGGACUUUGGUAGAAUGAACUUGACGACGGGACUUGCCGUGGUGGCGAGUACGAUUGGGCCCACCAUUAUGAGUGGGCUGGAUCUGAGGAAGGCGGCGGAGCAGCUGGAAGAUGAGGGGGUCAUUCGGUUGGAGUAUCGCGACUUCAACUGCCGCGAGGUGGUCAGCAUCUGGUACUACGUAACCCUUGGCUCGACCAUCCUGAACAGCAUCGGCUGCCUGCUGGCGGCCGCCUUCCUCGUAAUCUACGGCGUCGAGUGCCAACGGCGCGAGCACGAGCUCAAGUACCUGAGCGUACGAACCAACGGCAGCGAACCUGUGCCGACGGCGCCCAAAAUCAGCGAGACUGCCGUGCAGGAUAGUGGCGGAAAGGAGGACUCGGACGGGGAGCAGACAGAGCGGCCUGGCAGUGCUGCCGCCAACGUUACCGAAAGUAUUGACGAGAAGACGAGCGAGGGGGCGUGAUGCAAAGAUACAACGUGACUUUGUGUCGAGGUUUUGUAUUAUUUUUAUAAAACAAUUUAUGUUUUUACAGUAA
Messenger RNA from Culex pipiens pallens (northern house mosquito), 2189 nucleotides. RefSeq lists its product as uncharacterized. The transcript has 3 exons. Gene Ontology annotation, cellular component: sarcolemma; dystrophin-associated glycoprotein complex. Bases 506 to 2116 code for a protein of 536 amino acids. The record is from RefSeq and is a predicted model, not a curated record. Lineage: Eukaryota; Metazoa; Arthropoda; Insecta; Diptera; Culicidae.